Patiria miniata (bat star) is the source of this 930-nucleotide messenger RNA. RefSeq lists its product as uncharacterized. NCBI's taxonomy places the organism in Eukaryota, Metazoa, Echinodermata, Asteroidea, Valvatida, Asterinidae. The transcript has 4 exons. The coding region runs from base 17 to 427 and encodes 136 amino acids. The record is from RefSeq and is a predicted model, not a curated record.
CCGAUCAGUCGCCAAAAUGCUCCAAAUCCUGCUUGCAUGUCUGAUGCUUGUCGUCAGUAGAGUGGAGAGUAACUGGAAUGCCGAAGAAAGCGAUUCAUCAAAAGCAAAAAUGGGAUUCAGUCGCAUCAAUAUGACAUGCAACGACGCUGAGGAUGUGUGUCAACACUGUGUCAUAAUUCCCCUCUUUGGACAGGAAUUCUUAACAGUUGUCGAAUACACGAAGGACCCUUACCAACUCGAGGUCAGUGUCCAAGAAGGAAGACAAUCCAGAGACUGGACCUUUUCUCAAGACGACCUAGCUGGAAAGUAUCGGUGGUGCGAAUCCGCCUACUCCGAAGCCAGUUGGGACUACGACCACUCAUGGAGAUACACCAUUUGCUACGAAAACAUCUUUGAUGAUAUCUCCGUACCCGAAAGAUUGCGCUAAGCCUCUUGCCGUCGUAACGCAUGAAAGUCACUAUUACGACGACGAAGUACGCGGUCAGCAGAUGCUGUUUUGCCUGCCCUAGUUUGCAUGGUUGUAAUCAAUGAUUAAGUCAUCACAAGUCAUAGCAAGCAAUUGUGCGGUAGACAAACAUACUGGAGUCGAAUUUAUUAAUUCAACUUGAAAUUAUUGCCGACUUCCGUGGGACUCUUUUUUGUUUUUGGGUUUCCCGGCCCACACAAAUUCUACCAUUGCCGAUUGUCUGUUCACCUAACCCGAAGGCCACAACAUAGGCGACACAUAUUAUAUAUAAGCCUUGGCAAGGGCGGAUCCAGGGGGCCCAAACAAAACAAUUUUUUUAAAGUGGCGUCGCAUCAAAGGCAGGCACUGCGUACACCACCAUCUAUUCCUCCUAAAGAUUUAGUUAAAGUGGUUAGAAAUAGCCUCAGAUUGCACCACAGAGCAUCUAGAAUCCAAUUUUUUCUGGGCCCUUAAUAAGCGGGCCC